This is a messenger RNA of Dermacentor andersoni, 1135 nucleotides long. Its product is annotated as ninjurin-2-like. Gene Ontology annotation, biological process: tissue regeneration; cell adhesion. NCBI's taxonomy places the organism in Eukaryota, Metazoa, Arthropoda, Arachnida, Ixodida, Ixodidae. The record is from RefSeq and is a predicted model, not a curated record. Gene Ontology annotation, cellular component: membrane.
GUUGCCACUCGCGUACACCGCUUGCUUUUCCUGGCGCCAUUAGCACAAAAAGCGUUCGGGGUCCUCCGUGUCCUCUGCCUGCAGCAGCCUGCAUGCCAGCUUCUCUCUGACGAUCCGACGUAUACACGUGCCGAAGCGUCUACGGAACCUUAGGUGAAACGCAAGACGAACUUCGAGGUUGGUCGGGUCGCAGUGGCUCUGGCUUCCCGCUGGACAUGAACAUGUACGCAACGCGCAAGACCUUGGCACAGGGCAUGCUCGACCUGGCACUGCUGUCCUCCAACGCCUGCCAGCUGCGGCGCGUGCUGUCUGCGCCGCCGGGACAGCGAUACCACGGCACGUGCGUCGCCUUCCUCGCGCUCUCAGUCUCCUUCCAGCUGCUGGCGGGCCUCCUGCUGGUGCUGCUUGGCCGAUGGAACAUCAACUGUCCUUGGGAGCAACGCAAGGCCGACCUGGGCAGCCCGGAGGCACCGUACCCACCGGCCGAGCCGGGUUUCGUGACGCCGUCCGUCGGCCCGGGCGGCAAGCGCGUGCGGUGCAUGGACAUGAACCUGUACGCCACCAAGAAGAGCAUCGCCCAGGGCAUGAUGGACAUCGCGCUGCUCACGGCCAACGCGUCGCAGCUCAAGCAUCUGCUGCACGAAGGGCCCGAGGCGAACCGCUUCUACGGGCUCACCGUCGCCUGUGUCGCUAUCUCCAUCGGGCUGCAGGUCAUGGUGGGGAUACUCCUGAUAUUCAACGGCCGAUACAACAUCAACAAGACCCACCAGCAGCGGAGAGCGGAGCUGUUCAACAAUGUCAUAAUCAUCGGGGUCUUCCUCAUAACGGUCAUCAACGUAUUUGUUUCUGCAUUCAGUGGUCCAGAUUCUCCCAGAUGGUCUGAACGUUCACGGCUACCGUGAAAAUGUGUAUUACAAGCAUUCACUUGGCAUCUUCCUCUGACAUUGUCAUCGAUUGCCUUUUUUUUUGCUUCUGUGUAUGCUGCACUAAACCUUGAUAACAGCUUUUUAAACGUUGCAUAUGUUGUCAAGUUUGAAGAGCUGGUGCUGUACUGCAUUCGGUAAUAACCUACGGCUAGUCGUGUCUCAAUUUCAAGGAACUUCUAUAUGCAAUAAAACAGUAUUGGUAACACCUG